Molecule: messenger RNA, 5065 nt
Organism: Anoplopoma fimbria (sablefish)
Lineage: Eukaryota; Metazoa; Chordata; Actinopteri; Perciformes; Anoplopomatidae
Gene: keap1b
Product: kelch-like ECH-associated protein 1b
Exons: 8
Coding region: 1100-2977 (625 amino acids)
Molecular function (GO): protein binding
Source: RefSeq, a predicted model, not a curated record
CACAGCUCGGCACACCGCGAUGGAGGAAUUGAGCUAGAUAACAAUUGGAAGCGGCAGGAAUUUACCCGGCCUGUUCACCGAGUCCUCUUAUCGCCACUUUAGUUGUCAGCUGAGCCAAAAGCUUCCUAGUAAACACAUGCAGCGCAAUCAAAUUCCAUAGCUGGGCAACCUCGAGGAAGGCGUCUCCGGAGAAAGCAACCAAACACCCCACCCCCCACCUUGUUCCCAAGGGCUCCAAGUCACGCUUAUGACACUUUUGGCACUCUACCCUGUUUUGUUUUUUCCCCCCCUUUCAGAGUUGACAAGCGUUCUGUAGCCCCUCUGAAGGGAACUUUAAUUACGAAAAUUAAGCAGUAAAUCUGACUUUGCCCCCCCUCUAGAAUAAUCAAUAUGCAAGACUGACCUGCCAGUGUGAGUCUCCCAAGCAUUCAGGUUAAUAUUCAAAUAGGUUUAUGUUUGCCUUUGGGGAUAUCUGACAAAUUGUUUUUUUUUGGGACAUUUUAAACAGUCUAACUACAUUUGGUGACAAACUCCAAAGAAAGACAGAAUAUAGAUUUUUCUGUCAGGAGUGAUUGUAAGGUUUCUGUUGACCCCCCCCAAGAGAGAAGAGAAAAGCACCUCUGUUAACAAACAUUUGAACUAAGAUUCCUUUGAGUCUACACAUGCCCAGUUUGCACAGUCAUAAAAACACUCUGUACCUGUUAUUCUCUUAUUACUUGGACAAAGCCAGAGGAACCCUGAACUUGAGACAUUCUGAUUGUGUUGGACCUGCAACAUGUGAAAGUACAGCCAUCCGUGACUGACAGCUCAAACGGAAGUCUCUGGUGAUGCCAUAAUGAGCAGUAUGGCUGGACUCAGGUACUGAACAGAGCAAGGGAAUCCUCAUGUCCACAUAAAUCCGACUACAACGUGAACUCUUCCACAUUAACGAAUAUAUCGGGCGCACCAAGGAGAGCCCAGAGCUUUCUGUUAAGCCUUCUGCCAAGUGUCAGUUUUAAUUCUUUUAUUUCACCCACGCCUGUGCAUGGUGCAAGGAUGCCCCAUAACACUGCCCGCUGUUCCUGAGAAAGAGACCGAGGAGGAGGAGACAGGGUAGGAAAUGACAGAAUGCCUGACAGAAUACAAAGCGCUGGUGACUCCGUCCACGCGCAACGGCCACCGCGUCUUCAGCUACACGCUAGAGAGCCACACGGCGGCCGCCUUCGCCAUCAUGAACGAGCUGCGUCUGGAGCGUCAGCUGUGCGACGUCACGCUGCGAGUGCGCUACAAAGACCUGGAGGCGGUGGACUUCGUGGCUCACAAGGUGGUGUUGGCCUCCUCGUCCCCGGUCUUCAGGGCCAUGUUCACCAACGGACUGAAGGAGUGCGGUAUGGAGUUGGUGCCCAUCGAGGGGAUCCAUCCCAGGGUUAUGGACCGACUGAUAGAGUUUGCCUACACCGCCAGCAUCUCCGUGGGGGAGAAGUGUGUGAUCCACGUGAUGAACGGCGCUGUCAUGUACCAGAUAGACAGCGUGGUCAAGGCCUGCUGCGAUUUCCUCGUCCAGCAGCUCGACCCCAGCAACGCCAUCGGCAUCGCCAACUUUGCUGAGCAGAUUGCUUGCACCGAGCUCCACCAGAAGGCCCGCGAAUACAUCUACAUGAACUUCAGCCAGGUAGCGACCCAGGAGGAGUUCUUUAACUUGUCCCACUGCCAGCUGGUCACCCUCAUCAGCCGAGACGAGCUCAAUGUGCGCUGUGAGUCCGAAGUCUUCCAGGCGUGCGUGGCCUGGGUGCGCUACGACCGGGAGAACCGGCGGCCGUACGUCCAGGCGUUACUCCAGGCUGUCCGCUGCCACUCCCUCACCCCCACCUUCCUGCAGGCCCAGCUCCAGUCUCUGGACUGGGACCCCCAGUGUAAAGACUACCUGGCCCAGAUCUUCCAGGACCUCACCCUCCACAAGCCCACCAAAGUCAUCUCCUGGAGAACACCCAAGGUGCCGCAGCUCAUCUACACAGCAGGGGGUUAUUUCCGUCAGUCUCUCAGCUACCUGGAGGCGUACAAUCCCUGCACGCGAGCCUGGCUGAAGCUGGCUGACCUUCAGGUACCCCGCAGUGGCCUGGCAGCCUGUGUGAUCAGUGGGCUUUUCUACGCUGUGGGUGGAAGAAACAACGCACCUGAUGGCAACAUGGACUCGAAUGCAUUGGACUGCUACAAUCCUAUGAACAACUGCUGGCUGCCGUGUUCACCCAUGAGCGUACCAAGGAACAGAAUCGGAGUUGGUGUCAUCGAUGGCAUGAUCUAUGCAGUUGGUGGAUCACAUGGCUGCAUUCAUCAUAAUGGCGUUGAAAGGUAUGAUCCAGAAAGGGACCAGUGGCACCUGGUAGCCCCCAUGUUGACACGGCGCAUCGGGGUGGGUGUUGCUGUCAUCACCCGGCUGCUCUAUGCCGUGGGGGGGUUCGACGGGACCAACCGGCUCAGCUCCUGUGAGUGCUACAACCCAGAGAGAGACGAGUGGAAGACCAUGGCCGCCAUGAACACCGUGCGCUCCGGAGCUGGUGUGUGUUCCCUGGGGAAUCAGAUCUUUGUGAUGGGCGGCUACGAUGGCACCAACCAGCUGAACACAGUGGAGCGCUAUGAUGUGGAGACUGAUACGUGGAGCUUUGCUGCCUCCAUGAGGCACCGACGCAGUGCUCUGGGAGUCACUGCUUUACAUGGACGCAUCUAUGUAUUGGGAGGUUAUGAUGGCAACACUUUCCUGGACAGCGUGGAGUGUUAUGACCCUGAGAAGGACACCUGGUCGGAGGUGACACACAUGACGUCUGGGCGGAGCGGCGUUGGUGUGGCCGUUACCAUGGAGCCGUGCCAGAAAGAACUGCCACAGUGUCAGAGGUCUGAGAGGGAGAGCAACUCCCCGUCACCAACCUAUCAGUCAUCCAACUCCGAUUUUAGCACUCACCACAAUCAGCAGCAGGGCGGGCCCUUCGGAACAGGAGCAUGAGGCUCAUAGCGUGACACUGUCUCGGACGGACGAUCCCAAAUCAAAAGAAAGACCCUCACGAUAAAUUAGAGACAGAAGUGAAACACCACAUGCUGGAUCUGGACAAGCAAAAAAACUAAAUGAAUAACACUUUAUUUUAAAAGUGCAGGGAAAAAUGAAUAAUUUUAGGGUCCACAUUGGAUUAUCCAUAUUAAAUAUGACCCCAGAUCCUACAGUCCACCUUUCUAGUCCGGUAAAUUGAUAAGUUUGUUUGGAAAACUGUGUUCUGCCAAAUAUGAGAGACCUCAGUCCGUCUCUGUUUUCAGAUCUCACAUUUGAAGUCUUAAGUCGGACCAUCAUCUCCCAGGUUUGAGCCACGGGAGGAAAAGGCUGCAGACUAAAAAAGGCCAUUUACCUGCUCAUAGAGCCAACAGGGCUCUAUACACGUAAAGCAAAAGUCAAAUCUGAGGGGAGAAAAGGAUAAUAAUUAGAAUCAUCCCACUAAUCGACACAAAAGUAGCAUUUGUCAGCAUAGUCAGUAUAGAUCAAAGUGCCAUUACAAUGCCUGUGGGCAUUGCUGUCAUCAGUAUAUGGACUUGAGGUGCUUUGAUGGAAAGGCUCAGAGAAUCCCUGUGGUGUGUAGAAAUUGGUUAAGUUAUCCCAGACAUCCACAAGUGGAAGCUUAUACAUGAGAAAGGGCCUCAUGCAAGACCAUUUUCUGUAUCCUCAUCCUAAACCUCUCACAUUUUUCUGUGAUGUUUGCUAGAAUGUGUCCUAAGUCAGAUUCAGCAAAAUCUCUUAACCCCACAAAUUUGUUAAUUUCAGCCAAAUUAAUGACAUCUGUUCAAGAGUAGGUAUGCACUUAAAGAUAAUGAUAAUACUUUUAAUAUUAUAAUACAAUGCUACUUGUUUUGUUUGUAGGCAGGUUCAUUCAUCACCCAUCCCAUAAUUAAGACAAAAAUAAUUUCACUCUGGAGUUUCAAGUGUUUUUGUCGGAAAUCAGAUGAGCAUUUAACAAAGUUAGUGUUUGUAGUCUUGUAAGUGGAUACACAGAAUUAAGGGGGAAAAAAACAACCUGAUUAAAAAAUCUGAUGAUGGAAAUCAUACUUAUCUGGUGAACUCAUGUAUUUAUUUUUAUUAGUUUAUUUUGGCAAUACAUUUAAUCUCCAAAUUCAUUCAGAUUAAGACAUAAAUCUUCAGAGAAAUGAUUUUCCUGUCGAGAAAGGCCUACAUUUUGUUUAAUAAAAUUGAUGAUGGCCACAAAUUCUCAAUUUACGAUAUGAAUCUGUUCACACAAGUGGUUCUUGCAUGAGGCCCAAAGUCUCAAAUUCAAAAGCUUGUAGAAGAGAAGCAGGACCUUUUUUUUUUUUUUUUAAAUCUGCAGUGUAACAAAUGUUCUUCCACUAAUAUCCAGAUUCAUGAGAUGUGCUUUUUAUUCGGAAGUGUUGGCAAGUAGUCAUUUGCCAACACUUCCGAAUAAGUGUUGCUUCUUGUAGGGGUGUCAGAAAGUCUGGUCCAGUAUAAUUGAGUGUAUGGAGUGCCAAGAGAACGAAGAAACAGGCUUUGACUGUGUUUAGAGGAAACGGAAUACUGUAGCAUUUAAAAACUUUGAUUCAAACAUGAGACCCUGCGCCUACAGUUGACUUUUUGGCCUUUGCUUCCACCAGACCUCAAAAGAGAAGUGACCAUGUUUGUGCAUUAGUGUUCAGACAUUGUACGCUAAUAACAAAGACUUGCUUAAAGAAGUGUAUUUGUAACAGCACAUUAAGCUAAAAAGGUUUUUCAGUGACGUUUUGUACAUUGAUAUUCUAAGAAGUCUUGUACAGAAUCUCAGAGCUCACUUUUUUAUUUAUUUGUUCAGGAUCCUUUUGGUUUUCUUGUUCCUCUAAACUGACAUCAGCUUUGUACUAAAUUGGACUCUGGUGUUGUGUUUUUCAAUAACUAGCAUGCCUUGUAACUAAGUAGAAAUGCCUGUUAAUUUUGGAUGUUUGUAAAAAGAAAAUGCUUCACUUCUAAAGGGACUUUUUUUUUUUUCCUGUCUGUCAGUAGUUGGAAUGGAAAUUAGAAUAUUUAAGGUCUGCUUUGUACAUUUUUUUUCAGCAAAAUUAC